UACGUAUGGUCGUGGGCAAAAAUUCUCAUAGUCGUUGACUCUGAAGGCUAGUUCAAAGUUUUCCUCAUGCGAUUUAUAAAAGUUUAUAGUAUGCUCUCAGUGCCAUAACAACGCCCGGCGAGGCGGGCGCGUAUUUAUUAUACUCACCGAUUUAUUUACUUAUAUUUUAACAGAGUUUAUUGUGUCAAAUGUCAAAAUGUUUAGAUACACAAUAUUAACAGUUCUCCUUGUAACAAAUCACAUAACGGCCCAACUUUACGAAGAGACAGUGGGUCGGGAUCAACACGGAAUCCGGAGAAAUAAUCAAAAUAAAAUUAACUUGGACCCAACGAACCGUUCAAAAGCUAAACGCGAAAGCUUGGAUGACGUAGUCAAAUGGGUCAAUGAAGUUGUAAAAGCGGAUUCGAUUGGAGAAUCCUCCGCAAAGCCAAACAAGAAACUCAAUUUGGAUCCAUCAAAUAUCAAUAUACAAGACACAUCGUACAGUAAACCUGCCGAAGCUUCUAAUAAGUUUAAUGAUGAAGUCAGUUUGACUCCUUCCAUGAAAAAUAACUGCACGACAGAGGAAGGCGUUUCCGGUGUUUGUGUUUUGUACUAUCUGUGUGACGCGAACACGCGUUCCGUUAUUACAGACGGCUCGUCCAUUCUGGAUGAACGUUUUGGUUCACCGAAGUCUUGCAAUUCUUAUUUGGAGGUGUGCUGCGAGCUAAAAGACCGCAUCGCUGUUAAAGUGAUAAGUACACAAAAUGAACAGUUCCAUUCGUCGUCAAGCCCUCCUGGAUUUAGUGCUGUCUCCGACGAGGUCCAACAUUCCGCCCCACCAAAAAAAUUUGCGCGGAAUGAGGAGUGUGGCUGGAACCGGCCGGACCUUUUCGUGUUCCGGACCGCCAGUCAGCAAGUCGCGGACGGGGUGAUUUUCUCGAACUACGGGGAAUUCCCGUGGAUGGUGGCGCUAUUGAAGAAAUCGAAUACUAAUGUUUGGGUCCAGAACGACUACAUCGGAGGCGGAUCCAUCAUCCACCCGUCGGUGGUGAUAACGGUCAACCACAAGCUGCUGCAAGUCACACCCGAGGAGCUGAAGUGCCGCGCCGGGGAGUGGGACACUCAAACGGUCAACGAGCAGUUCCAAGUCCAGGAGAGGGAUGCCGAUCGCUUCGUCUCCCACGAGGAGUUCUUUAUAACUUCGGCAUACAACGACAUCGCGCUCAUAUUCCUUAAGGCGCCGUUCGACUUCGCCGCGGCCCCUCACAUAGGUACCGCAUGCCUGCUCAAUAUGAUGCCGGACACCAGCGCAGGCCCGUGUUUCAGUAUGGGCUGGGGCAAAGUCGCCAAGACUGAGGCAACCAUCAAUAUUCUGAAGAAGAUCAAGUUGGGUCUGGUGGAACACGAGGCAUGUCGCAACAUGCUGCAAACCAACACCAGGUUCCGGCACAUACCUCAUUUCGAACUGCACAAAUCCCUGACAUGCGCUGGCGGUGAGGAGUUCAUUGACACAUGCCAAAAAGACGGUGGAUCGCCCCUCGUGUGUCCAAUAGGGAACCGAGACGGCCAGAUUCGGUACGGUGUGGUCGGGAUGGUCGCUUACGGGCUGGAGUGCGGAAAGCCGAACGUGCCGGGCGUGUAUGCGAACAUACCGUACCUGUACGAGUGGGUGGGAAAGAAGAUGAAGGAGGCGGGCUACGAGAACUGUUCAUAUUGUUACUGAAUAAAGACCAAUGAAAAUACA
This is a messenger RNA of Pararge aegeria (speckled wood butterfly), 1726 nucleotides long. RefSeq names its product phenoloxidase-activating factor 2-like. Bases 197 to 1705 code for a protein of 502 amino acids. The record is from RefSeq and is a predicted model, not a curated record. Gene Ontology annotation, biological process: proteolysis. The transcript is spliced from 12 exons. Gene Ontology annotation, molecular function: serine-type endopeptidase activity. Lineage: Eukaryota; Metazoa; Arthropoda; Insecta; Lepidoptera; Nymphalidae.